AAAAAUAAAUAAUAAUUUAAUAUGAAGGGAGUAGAAUUGUAGAUGUCCAGCAUUUUUGUUCCCAUUGUUUCGUCAUGCUCACGGCAAUAACAACCUAAUCAACCUAUUAGGCCAUCGGCGACAUGACGUAAAAUAAGGCAAUCGCCCCUUUCUCCUCUGUUCCCAAAUCAAACCACCUUUUUUUUUUUUGCAAUGGCCAGAUCGCCGGCCCUCGGCUCUGAAGUCUGACAUGAACAGCUACUUCCCCCAUUUGGCCAUUUCAGCCAUCAGCGCAACAAAACUCUCGUCACCCUCGCCCAUCGUCAGCUGAGGGUGGAGCUGGAUCGAUCCUCGAUCCCGUCCCAUGGGCGCCUCCACUCCCCGCCACCAUUCCAGCAGCUCGUCCCUCCCGCGAUCUCUCCUCGCCAAGCGGAUCGUCACCUUCGCGCUCUACGCCCUCAUCCCGCUCGCCCUCCUCCACUACCUCGUCUCCCUCCCUUCUCCUGCCCAUCCGACCGCUGCCGCUGCCGCCGCCGCCACCGCCACCUCCUCCUCCCCAUCACCGCCGGCGGGGCCCAGAGUCGCCGCGGUUAAGGAGAAGGCGGCCGCGGGAUCCAAAAGGACGCGCGCGGCGCCGCGGUGCGACUACUCGGAUGGGGCGUGGGUGCGGAGCGCGGCGGCGCCGCUGUACAACGGGACGAGCUGCGGCGGGACGAUCAAGGCCGGGCAGAACUGCGAGGCGCACGGGCGGCCCGACACGGGGUACCUCCGCUGGCGGUGGCGCCCGCGCGGGUGCGCGCUCCCGCCCUUCGACCCGGCCGAGUUCCUGCGCCUCGUCCGCGGCCGCCACGUCGCCUUCGUGGGCGACUCCCUGGCGCGGAACCAGUGCGAGUCCCUCGUCUGCCUGCUCAGCUCGGCGUUCCCGGCGCGCCUCGUCCGCGGCGCGGGCGGCGGCGACGGGGACGGGGACGGCGACGAGCUCCGCAAGUUCCGGCGCUGGGCGUUCCCGUCGCACGACGCCACGGUGUCCGUGUUCUGGUCCCCGUUCCUGGUGAACGGCACGGAGAAGGCCAAGGGGGGCGCGGCGGGGCUGGACCACAACCGGCUCUUCCUGGACCAGCCCGACGAGCGGUGGGCGGCGGAGAUCCCCGGCAUCGACGUGGUGGUUCUGUCCGCGGGGCACUGGUUCCUGCACCCGGCCAUGUUCUACGACCGCGGCGCCGCGGUCGGGUGCCACCACUGCCCGGAGCCCAACCGCACGGAGACGGGCUUCUUCGGCGCGUUCCGGCUCGCCGUCCGCGGCGCGCUCCGCGAGGUCGUCCUCCGCGGCGCCAGGGCCCAGCAGCAGCGGGAACGCCGCCCGAAGCUGGCCGUGCUGACGACGUUCUCGCCGGCGCACUUCGAGGGGGAGUGGGACAGCCCGGCCGCGUGCGCGCGCACGGAGCCGUACGCGCCCGGGGAGCGGGAGGUGGGGUACAUGGACGGCGAGAUGCUCCGCGCCGAGGCGGAGGAGGCCGCGGCGGCGGCCGCGGACGCGAGGGCGCGCGGAGCGGGCGUGACGGUGGAGGCGCUGCGGGUGACGCGGAUGGCGGCGCUGCGCGCGGACGGGCACCCGGGCGCGUACAUGCACCCGUUCCCGUUCGCCGGCGGCGCGAGGGAGCGCGUGCCCAACGACUGCGUGCACUGGUGCCUGCCCGGGCCCAUCGACACGUGGAACGAGAUCCUGCUGCAGCUCGUCAAGCGCUGGGCCGACGGCGCCGGCGCCGACGCCGAGUCGUCGUCCUCGCCGCCGUGAACCUGCUGAGUUUUUUGGGUGGGGGCAACAGUUUGGGUGGCUCUGCCGUUCUUUUGCGCUUGUUGUAAUGAUGGAAUCUGGAAUUAGAGAAAUCCGUUUAAGGUAAACUCUGGGAUCAUUUUCUUAACCUGUACUAGAGUUACAUAUUAGUAAGGAUGGAUCUAGACAUUCGAUUUCUUUAAACAAA
Messenger RNA from Panicum virgatum (switchgrass), 1961 nucleotides. Its product is annotated as protein ALTERED XYLOGLUCAN 4-like. Gene Ontology annotation, molecular function: O-acetyltransferase activity. The record is from RefSeq and is a predicted model, not a curated record. Gene Ontology annotation, cellular component: Golgi apparatus. The transcript has a single exon. The coding region runs from base 344 to 1774 and encodes 476 amino acids. NCBI's taxonomy places the organism in Eukaryota, Viridiplantae, Streptophyta, Magnoliopsida, Poales, Poaceae.